Asparagus officinalis (garden asparagus) is the source of this 2090-nucleotide messenger RNA. RefSeq lists its product as uncharacterized. Bases 220 to 639 code for a protein of 139 amino acids. Lineage: Eukaryota; Viridiplantae; Streptophyta; Magnoliopsida; Asparagales; Asparagaceae. The transcript has 5 exons. Gene Ontology annotation, biological process: actin filament bundle assembly; cell migration; establishment or maintenance of cell polarity. Gene Ontology annotation, cellular component: actin cytoskeleton; cytoplasm. Gene Ontology annotation, molecular function: actin filament binding. The record is from RefSeq and is a predicted model, not a curated record.
CUCUAUCUCGACGGCUCGACGGUAACACGGUCGCCCAUCGUCGCCUGCGCGCGUCUUCCGUUUUCGUUUGGUGAUACGCAGUCAAGUACCCUAUCACCUACUUUGCACUUAUGCACCCGCACUUGUUUUUGGCACUGAAAUAUCUUCCCCUAUGCAAAUUUGAGGGUAUAACUGUAAAUUUUAAAAACUUUGUGUCAGUUUAAUUAUGCUGCUAUUCUAAUGAAACCCAUUUCACUUUAUGGGUUCACUAAGGUUAGGGGUGUGAAUUUGGGAGGCUGGCUUGUGGUAGAAGGGUGGGUUAAACCUUCGCUGUUUGAUGAAAUUCCAAAUGGGGAUAUGCUUGAUGGAACACAAGUGCAAUUCAAGUCAAUGACAUUGCAGAAGUAUGUGAGUGCAGACAAUGGUGGAGGAAUGAAUGUUACUGUGGACCGAGAUGUGCCAUCUACAUGGGAAACCCUCAAGAUAUGGAGAGUAUCUGAGAACGAGUUUCAGUUCCGAUGUGUUGGUGGCCAAUUUUUAACAUUGACUGGUGAAGGGAACUUGAUCUCAGCUACAGCAGGUUCACCUUCUGUGAAUGAGACUUUCUAUGUUGAAUUAGCAUGUAUUUUUGUGAGAUGGAGCAAAAGCGAGAUUCAGUAAUUAGACACUUGCGCGAUCUGUAGAAUAAGUGGCGUGGUGAGAUGCACAAGAAAUAUGUGAAAGAAAAAUCAUUGCAAGUUGCACUUAGAUAUAAACCUGCAGGAGUGAGUGUUGAUGACUAGGAUUGGCUGGUUAAGGAACAUUAUUUUUGUUCAAAAUUUCAGAAAGCAAGCCAACGAAAUACACUUAAUAGAGACAAAAGAAAGAUGCUCCACCACACGGGCAAUAAACCAUUUAGACAAAUUACGUGGGAACUGUUCACAGGUAAGGCAAUUAAUGUGUUGAAUAAAGAUAAUAUACAUCGAUGCCGUUGGUGUGGCUGCUUCAGUUCAAGAUAAAUGAGGUCAUGCAAAUGGAUCCAGACACGGCUACACCUUGGUAAGGAAUAGUGCAAAGGUUCUACUCCUUGGUCAUCAUAUUGGAGAUCCUGGCUUGGCUGAUGGUCAGAAUUAUGAUAAUUGGACUUCUGUUGGUAACUAUUUUCCUUUAUUAAAUUGAAAAAUUCAUGCUCAUUUUCUUUUGGUCACAAUGUUAUAUCUUAUGAUUAUUGCGUUAUUCAUUAUUACUUUAUGCAGACCUUCUUUGAACAUAAUUUGCUGAAAUAUAGCAAAAAAAAUUCAUUAGCAACAAUUUUAGAGGAAAAAGUGUCAUACUCCCCUCUUGUUCGAGAGCAACGAUAUUGUAGAGUUCCUAAGUAGAUUUAAUUGAUCCAUUUUAGAGAUUACAAAUUGAAUAAAUUCUUUCUGCUUGCAUGUAAGCAUGUGCAAGAAGUGUAAAUAUUUAGAUCCACUAGAAAUGUCAUAUGCAAGCCUGUGCACAUAAACAGACCUAGCUUUGAAACAGGCAUCAUUCCUCUUCCUAAACUUACACUCAAGUAUAAACUUUUUGUAUGCGAACUUAUAAAAUUAAACGUCUUAGAGAAAAAUACCGAAAGUUUGACACUUGAUUACUAACUAUGUUUGCCUGUUAGCAACCUAUUAUUUACAACUUUUAACUCUUUGAAUUAUGAGUAGUAGUACUUUUAUUUCUCUCUUUUGGAAAUCUGUGCCAUUUGUUUCAUUUGUUUUAUUUUAUAUAGUAUAUUAUGUCUAAAAUAGAGGCCAUUCUGCUAGCGAGAACCUGUCAUCUUUCUGCUUCUGGGCUCCACAUCUUGGAGAGUUUAGAGAAUUUCUCCUGGACUACAUGAGCUUGGAGCACGACUAAUAAGGAGGUUUCUCAAUCUUUUAAUUAGGCUUCUAGGAUUUUUCGGUCAAGGAAUUAGUACUAAUUUUGAAAUUGAUGUCAAGUUGACAGUCAGUUGUAAAAUCUUCAAUGAGCCAUAUGCUUUGUGUUGAUCCCAUUUCAGGGCCUAAGCUUCUUUUACCACAGAUCCAUGUGCUCAAAGUACUGAUAUGUUGUAUCAUUCUCCUAUGUCAUAAGUAUUUGAUUAUCAUCGACCAUUUUAUGAUAAG